This is a messenger RNA of Adineta steineri, 870 nucleotides long. The record is from the annotation of a GenBank genome assembly. Lineage: Eukaryota; Metazoa; Rotifera; Eurotatoria; Adinetida; Adinetidae.
AUGACUUUAACUGAUUCCAAUAUGGAUGAUUUAUCUAAAAAUCUUGCUACAAUAACGCUUGAACAAGAAGCCAAUACAAACAUAUCACAAGCAAGUAAUUAUUAUGAAUUACGAGGAGGUACAAAAACAGUGAAUUUUGCUCGCCUUGAAAAAGGUCUUCUCUUAUUUAUUUACAUUCAUGAAACUACAAAAGACACUCUUCAUAUGGAAACACUAUUAUGGGAUCGACGUUUAUGUAUCAAUAUAGUAAAAUAUGGUGAUUGUUCUAAAUCAAACCAUCAAUUUCAUUAUGAACAUAACAGUCCCUAUCGUCAACCGAAUAUAUGUGCUUUUUGGUAUACACAAUCAUGUACACAGCAAAACAAAUGUCGAUAUAGUCAUGAAUUUCAAAACUUAUCUCAGUAUCAUAAGUAUAUUCUUAAUAAUACAGAUAAUAUGAUAUGUAAACUUAUUCGAUUUAUUCGAAAUUUUGCUGGACAUUAUAUUGAUUCAUCUAUAACAGAUAAAAAUGAUAUUCAAGAACUUCAUAAAGAAAUUGUUCUAUUAAUGGUACAUCUUGUACAUAAUUUAAGUCCUAAACGAAAUAAUUCAAUUGAUCAUUUAAAUCUUUUUCUUGAAGCAACUACGAUUAAACAAUUAAUUCCACAAGAUAAUCUACUUGAAGAACUAGAAAAACCAUAUAAUGUACCGGAAGUAUUUUUUAAAUCAAAUAUAAAUUUUACUACAUAUUGGUAUAAACAUGGCAUGAAUAAACGUUCUAUUAAUUUUAAUCAAAUAUCUAAUGAAUUAAAAACAUUUUUUAAUGGUAUUUUUGUCGGUUUUUAUGAAGGACGUUUAAAAUCACGUGGUGCAUCAGCUGCAUGGGAUUGA